Oreochromis niloticus (Nile tilapia) is the source of this 6657-nucleotide messenger RNA. RefSeq names its product arf-GAP with GTPase, ANK repeat and PH domain-containing protein 2. NCBI's taxonomy places the organism in Eukaryota, Metazoa, Chordata, Actinopteri, Cichliformes, Cichlidae. The record is from RefSeq and is a predicted model, not a curated record. Gene Ontology annotation, biological process: activation of GTPase activity; negative regulation of neuron apoptotic process. Gene Ontology annotation, cellular component: nucleus. The transcript has 20 exons. Gene Ontology annotation, molecular function: GTPase activator activity; GTPase activity; GTP binding. The coding region runs from base 927 to 4589 and encodes 1220 amino acids.
GAGAAAGAGCUAGAGACAGAGCAGAUGCAUUGGCAGGAGAAGAGCUGAGGCUUUUUUUUCUCCUUCCUGUCUCUCUUUGUGUGUGUGUGUGUGUGUGUGUGUGUGUGUGUCGGCACAGAUUAAAAAAAAAAUGUGAUGAAGGUGGGCAAGGACCACCACCGCCUCACAGCAAGCUGCUCAUUCCCCAGCCUGAUUGCCCGAGCUGCAUCCAGCGUGGAUGUGGUUGUGCGGCAGGCUAACGGCGCGUAAGCAGGGGGGCUCCAUGGCUCUGUGGCAGUGAGAAGAGGAGGAAAGAAGGAGGAAAAAAAACAGAGGAGGGGCUGUGGUGAGCUGGUGGGCUUCCUCUGCCUCACAGACACAUUUUAUUGACUUGCUAAUUGGAUGAGGCACUCGGAGGAGAGGAUGCAGUGACCGAGAGGAGCUGCUCUCCAGAGGAGGCAUACAUGCAGAAGAAAGCAUUGCUUGGGUUGUGGAAAUCGGGCUACUUUAUCCCUCUUUCUUUUUUUCUUUUUUCUUUUUUUUUUAGCUUUUCUCGAGACAUAACAACAGAUGUUUUUUCAGCAUCUCUCAGUGACCCUCACACUGUGCAUACAUAAUUUUAUGCAUGACAUUGUCGAUCGGAGGCUCCAGCUGCCAGACGCUUCGUGACAAGUGAAUGAUUUCCAUUUUGUUGUUCCCCUUUCACCUGUUUUCAUCUUCAGUUGGAGCUCUUUUCUGUCAGCCUUGUUUGAUGUGCCAUUUGAUAUGAAUGGUAAUCCGGUGGCAGGAUGAUUUCUUCGUAAGAUCAAAUGUGCACGGAGCCGUGAAUGGAUACUCUUCAGUGGGGAGAGAAAAAAAAGAAGUCUCGUCCUGGUUGCCAUGACCGAGGUGUGCAGGUCUUUUGAGGUCAGAGAGCAGGUGUCACUGCACUGAGGUCUGCUGUCCCAAUGAGCAAAGCAGGCAACCCACAGAGACGCACCACCUACCUCAUAUCCCUCACUCUGGUGAAGGUUGAGGCUUUGCCAGAGGAUGUAGCAGGGAGCCAGACGGAGGCUCUUCCAGAGGGGGAAGGGAGCCCUAAGAAGGAGGAAGAGGAGGAGAAGGAGGAGCUGAACAUUGCUCCUGACAGGGAGGAAGAACCUGUGUGUCUGGAAGUGGCAGAAAAAGAAAACACAGAAGUAAAAGAGGAAGUAGAACAGGUGCGGGUCAAGUAUGGCAGCCCUAGUGAGAACAGAGGGAAGCCUGAGAGGAGGGAUGGACACCAAAAAGACACUGCAUUGGUUGGUAAGAGCAAAGACGCUUCUUUUGGACACCCACCUGUCAAGCAAAUGGUUAAAGUAUAUGGAGGAACUACCACAGAGGGAACUGUGCGCAGAGAGGGACCUCGCUCAGAUGUCUUGCGCCCUAGGACUGAGCUCUACCGGGAGCCCCCCAUGCUUUUCUUAAAGGGUGAAAAUGGAGCAGACUUGAGCGGUCGUUCACGUUGCAGCCUCCCCUUUUCUGUCCCAUCACAGGUCAGCCCACGUCCUGAAGUCUUGAUGAGAUCCCACGCAGGAGGCAACUCUGCAUGGAGGGAGUUCAGAGAGACCAACACAACAACCUUGUAUCACUCUGCAAAGACUUUGGACAGAAGGGAUAACCGCUUUGGGGACCAGUCCCCCUUAUCGGCAGCUACAACCAUGGGGCCUUAUAGGGCGUCCUGGGCCGACAGCGAUGGCAGGGGGGCGCUCAUACGUCCCGGAGCUCCCGUCAGCGGAGGAUAUUCAGGCAUAAUGACCCGGGACAGCCCUCAGGGGGAGAGAUUUAAGACAGUUUCCGUUUCCUUACCUGGACCUCCCGCCACCGACAUGUCCAGGCCUCAGAGAAAACCCACAAGUCGUACCCUGGACAACAGCGACCUACAUUGCCUCUCCGAGGACCUGAAGAAGGGAAAGGAGGGACAGGGAGGAACAAUCCAGCGUGCUCCUCCUCCUCCCCCUCGUGAUCGUAAGAUGCUCAAGUUCAUUAGUGGGAUUUUUACCAAAAGUGCAGGCGUGCCAGCCGGCGUCAGCACUCCACCUCCGCUGUAUCCACCUGUGGAGAGAGGUUCGAGUGAGGAGGAAGUUGCUUGCACCAGCAGUCAAGAAUGGACGAUGAGCCAAACUGUGCAAGAGCUACAUCUGGGUGUUUUGGGCGGUCUGUGCAGUGGGAAGUCUGCUCUGGUCCACAGACAUUUAACUGGAAGUUACCUCCCACUGGAGAACUCAGAAGGACGCCAGUAUAUUAAGGAUGUGCUAGUUGAUGGACAGAGCCAUCUGCUGAUAAUCAGAGAAGAGACAGAACUCCCGGAUCCUCAGUUUGCAAGUUGGGUGGACGCAGUAAUCUUGGUCUUCAGUUUGGAAAAUGAGGCCAGCUUCCAGGAAGUUUACAAAAUCUAUCACCAGCUUGCAAUCCAUCGGCCUGUAACUGAGAUAGCUUUCAUAGUCGUCGGCACUCAGGAUAAGAUCAGCAGCACCAACCCCAGAGUGAUAGAUGAUGCCAGGGCCAGACAGCUCUGCUCAGACGUGCGGCGCUGCACUUACUAUGAAACCUGUGCGACGUACGGCCUCAAUGUGAACAGAGUCUUCACGGAUGCUGCUCAGAAGAUCAUGGCAGCUAAGAAGCAAGCUGCCCUACUGGCUUCUUGUAAAUCUCUUCCCAAUUCUCCCAGCCACUCUGGAGGCUCCACCCCAGUCUCCGGUGUCUUUCCAGGACAGGCGAGUAACGGUGGGCAGAGCAGCGACUACUCGUCCUCACUUCCCUCUACUCCUGUGAUCAGUCACAAAGACAUUGGCAGAACACUGAGAGGGGAGAAGCAGGACGGUACUACGCCUGUCUUGGUCCGUAGCGUCCGAAGACGCACCACUAGAUUCGCGGGCCGGAGAGGCAGCGACUCAAACAGAAGGAGCGCAGACUUUAAGGGCGAUCUGGGCAGCGGGCGCUCCAUUCCCAUCAAACAGGGCAUCUUGCUGAAGCGCAGUGGGAACUCGCUCAACAAAGAGUGGAAGAAGAAGUAUGUGACAUUGUCCAAUGAUGGCAUACUGUCCUAUCACUCCAGUGUCAAUGACUACAUGCUGAAUGCCCCCGGGAAAGAAAUGGACCUGCUGCGAGUGACAGUGAAGGUGCCGGGAAAGCGGCCUCCUCGCGCCAUCCCCACCUGCGCCCCCCCAGCUGGACUUAACGGGCGGGUCAAAGACGUUCAAGGAGCUGAGGUCCCAAUGAGUGCGAGCAGUCUCCUGCAAGUUGAGGAGAUGGAGGGGCUGGGCGGUGCCCUGUUCCUGAGGGGUAACAGAGGUGUGCAGCGAUGUCCUUCCACACUAUCUAACCACGCUCAAAGCAUUGACUCUGCAGUUGAGGGAGUCUCGAGCUCUUCCUCUACCAAAGACGUAGGUUCUGCCUCCCCGGUCACGGACAGAAAAAAGCAUCGCAGAAAGAAGAGCAUGAAUCAGAAAGGAGAUGCCACCGCCGGCCAAGCAGAUGCUAAGCGCAAAAUGUGGAAACUCAAAAGCUUUGGUAGCUUAAGAAACGUAAGCAAGACAGACGAGGAUAACUUUGACUUCCUCAUUGUGUCGAGUACUGGCCAGACGUGGCAUUUUGAAGCCCAAAGUGUGGAAGAGAGGGACUCCUGGGUCCAAGCCAUCGAGAACCAGAUCCUGGCCAGCCUGCAGCUGUGUGAAAGCAGCAAAAACAAGGCUCGAAGGAACAGCCAGAGUGAUGCAGUGGCUCUGCAGGCGAUACGCAAUGCAAAGGGCAACAACUUCUGUGUGGACUGUGACGCUCCUAAUCCAACCUGGGCCAGUCUGAAUCUGGGCGCUCUCAUAUGCAUCGAGUGUUCCGGCAUCCACAGAAACCUGGGGACUCACCUGUCACGGGUUCGCUCUCUGGCCCUGGAUGAUUUGCCACGAGAGCUGACGCUGGUCCUCAGUGCUAUCGGCAACCACAUGGUCAACAGUAUAUGGGAGGCACGCACAAUGGGCCACCGUAAACCAGCACCCGAUGCUACACGAGAGGAGCGGGAAUCGUGGAUAAGAGCCAAAUACGAGCAGAAACUGUUUGUGGCGCCGUUGCCUCCUCCCACUCCCAGCGAGGGCCCAGACAUCACUCUAUCUGGCCGUCUUCUGUUGGCAGUGAUGGAGCACAAUCUCCCCAAGCUGCUGCUACUUUUGGCCCACUGCACUAAGGAGGACAUUAAUGCCCCUCUCAGCCUGGCACGCUCCUCCAGGUCGCUCUUAGCUCUGCGGCUGCCCGCCUCCCCCCUGCACGCUGCCUGUCAGCAGGCUGAUGUGGUGAUGACGCAGCUUCUAAUUUGGUAUGGCUGCGAUGUUCGGUAUCGGGACGCUCAGGGCCAGACAGCGUUGGCUCUGGCUCACAGCGCCGGCAGCCAAGAGUGUGUCGACAUCUUGCUCCAGCACGGAUGCCCGAACGAGCCGCCCCCAUCCGUCGCCGCGACAGUCGGUUUCGCAGCGGCAGCCACAUCCAGCUUCCCUGUUGCCAUGACACCAAGCCUGACGGUUGCCACGACACUCAAGAUCUCGCACAAGAGCGGCGGCACAAGCUUGAGUUACAGCACCUCCAGAAGAGCAGUGUCAUAACCGAAAUGUGGUGUGGCAUAAUGCCUGUGCGUCAGAGUGUGUUAGAGUAUAUGUUUGUGUGUGUGAGUUUGUCACUUUACCCUCACAGUGUCAUUGCGCGUCCACACAGGCCAGCGGGACUGAUGGACAUGUUGCCAGAUGUUGCACUCGUAGAGCCAGAUGAGGUUCUAAAAGGUGUCUGUGUGUGUGUCAGGAGUGUAAACUGUGAAUCACACAGCCACAUGCAGUCUGCUUGAACGAUUUAACCAAAACAAAAGGCAAAGUCUUCUCAUUACGCUUUACAAGUGACGGUAAGGUAAAAGGAAUACGACAUCCUCUGCCUCUGCAUUCAGGUUUAAAGGAAUGUAUUUAUCUGUAUGGAGGACUGAAAGUGCCAAAAUAAAAAUAAGCGCAUAAAUGACAAAAUGUAUAUAAAUGAAAUAAAAUUAAAAUUAUAUUAAAAUUAAUAUACGCAAAGGUUAAUUUAUAAAAUGUGACAUAGGCUGAUAUAGUAUCUUCAGUUCUUCAAUGAUCUCCCUGGGCAGUUUUUUCUGUUGUCAGACUGGCAUUUAUCAACUUAACCAGUUGACAAAAAGCUGAUCCCACUUUAACUGAGGCAAUUGUAGAAAUAAACAUAAAAGAAGGGAAAUAUACAGAAAUUAAUAGAAGGGGGAUUGGGUUGCAAAGGGAAAAAAUGUUGUAAAAUAAAUAAAAUGUAAAAAAAAAAAAAUAGGGGAGUAAAUGUGAAGGAAAAAAAAUAAAGAAUUAAAAAAGAAAUCUAGAUUUAUGCAUUUCAUGGCACUGUAAUCCGUUUUUAUCGACUCAUUCAUUUAAUUCUUAUUCUUAUUUUUGUUUGGUUUUUUAUUUUGGCACUUUUAGUCCUCCACAGUUUAUAUCAGAUUGUAUGAUUCACGUUUCAGAAUGCAGUCAGUGUUCAACUUUAUUCUCCACUCCAUUAAAAACGGCCUCAAAGAAGCUUAUCAGAGUAUCUCCAGGCCAGACAUAAAGAACUGCAAUAAAUUUUAAGAUUUGAGGGGCAUCUUGAAUUUCUAGCGUUAAAGAUCGCAACAGUUUUUCAUUUUGACUGUGAAUGUGUGUUUAUGCUUAACACAGCUGCUAAUUCAGCUCAUAAACGACGUGUAAGUCGACAUGAAAAAGGGAUGGCUGUUUUAGAGAUAAACAGAGUACGUGUAUAGAAAUGCAUUGAUAAAAUACUAUAAUUCUAAAAAAAAAAAAAAAAAGCUUAAUUUUCCAGAGUGUUAUUGUAUGAUUUGUACAGUUGGUUAUGUGUAUAAAAAUCCAAGGGUUACUCUGUUCAGAGAUUUACUGUACAGCGCCCCGGCCCAGUUAUUCUUUGAUAACCGCCUGAUUAACUCUUUGACAUCCAAAACGGGAGGUUUUUAUGUUACGUUUGUAUCGGUGUGUCUGACAUAAAUAAUGUAUAGGAUGUAUGCAUUAUGACUCCAGCAGUAGCUCAUUAUCAAGGCGAGUGUAAAACUAGAUGUGCAAAUGAACAAGUGAAAUGCCUUGAUUUUGGUUGAAUGUAGAAGAAAAAAAACAGAUAAGUUAACUGUUUUAAAGUACUAACAUGUUUUUCCAGAUAAUGCAGUUUUUGGUGGACUGUCAGGGUGUUUUGUUUUUUAUUCCUGCUGUGACUAAUAGAAAGGGAAAGUAGGGUUUGCCAGAUGCAGAUGUAGGCUCUCAUCUACAAAACCUGGAUUUUGAACGAUUCAGUAUUUGUAAACAUGCACCAGAGGAAUGUUCCCCAAUUUAAUAUCUUUUUUUAACGGCAUAAAAACAUCUCUCCUGCGGUACUGUACGUAUAAACUUGUGUUUAUCUGAAGGCUCAGCUGACUAUACAUGUCUGUGAUUUAAACAUCUUCUUCCAUUUGUAUUCCAUUUGUAUUUUUUUACUCAUGCAAUGAUUCACAGAGUAUUCAUUAUUAAUACACUAAGGCUACUGCCCAAGCUGUGGUGUUUUUGCUUAGAGUUGUGUGUGUGUGUGCGUGCGUGUGUGUGUGUGUGUUCAGAUUUGGGUUAUUUAUUGACUUAUUUUGUCCCCUUAAUAAACAGUAUAAUUUACACCUUG